GUGGCGUUGGCCAAUGGGGGGGCGGGCUGCCCCGGGGGCGCGCGGGGAUUGGUGGCGCGGACGCACGUGGCGGGCUGUGGCGCGCUCAGGCCUCGUGCGGCGGCGGGCCGAGGCAAGGUGAGGCGGCGACGAUGAUGAUGAUGGCGGCGCGGGAGACGGCAAGGUUUUUAAUGCAGCAGUGGGAAUUUACUCUCAAACCAGCUCAGCGGAGGGAGCAUUGCUGGAUUUGUGGCAGGCCUCGCAAGUGUCAGCUUCCCCUUUCGGACGCAGAAAGAGGCUCCUGAGGCCGGUGUGUUUUAGGAGUGCGGUGCCCCAAGCAGCGGCUGUCGGACGCUCGGUACGAGAAGAGCUGCCACUAGACGGCACUGUGGCAGCAGCUCUCAUCUGAAUCCACGCAAACAGCGGCCCAAAUUUGGGAGGACAAGUGGCGUACUUAUUGCAGCCUGGGAAGCAAGGCCUUGGCGGGGAGCGGGCGAGACGACGGAGCCCCUGAACUAGCUGCAUAACCAGAGGCGUCGAGCGCCGAGGUUGGGGCUUCCUCGGAAGCCAGGAUGAGACUCCCCACGGAUGCAAAGCAGACCUGCAUUCUCUGACAUGGCACCAGUCCACCAGGGCCCCAGCGCGGGGCUGGAGCCGUGCCACCUGCGGAGGAUUGGCCGCAAUGCUUCUGUCCCUGGAGCCGCUGAUAUUCUCCACUUUUAUAAUGCUGUGACGCUCAUUGGUAGAAACAGAGAUGUUGUGGACUAUUUCAUCAGCUGUCCCACCACAAAUGGAGGAGAUUACAUGUCCCGCAUCCAUGCCAGAGUGAUUCGAACUGCUGGUACUUACCGACUCGUGGAUUCCAGCCUGACGGGCGUGUAUGUCAACGAUGUUCGAAUCAAUGGUACAGUGAUCUUACAGGAAGGAGACACGGUUAUCUUCGGGCAUCCUACAGGCGAUGGUAUAUGGCCUGGAGUGCAAGUUCGACAGCCCAACUCCGAAUUCUACUUCCUGUUUGAACGUUGUUCCUGCCGCACAUGUGAUGAGCUACAGAAUUCGCUACCACAGGUUCAGUCACCACUGCUAACAUCUGCUGAAGUGCCACAAGUGUUCAUCUCUAGCAUCGGGGCUGAAAACAACCUUGGCCUUUCUGUCCUGCCUUUGGCUUCUCAAACGCUCCCUCGCAGUGCAAGCGCUGCGUCUGAAUCUCACGUACGCUGCGGUGAGACGCAGCCUCCCGCAGUCUCGUCUUUGCCAUUAACGUCAAGGGACUCGGUUCUGCUUCCAGCUAAGUUUUUGUUCCGUGCAAAUUCUCACGGUGUGUCUUCGGACCAGUUAGAGUUACCAAGGUCACCUGGAUCAGCUGCAACACCAGACACGUCACUGGAUGGCUGCACUAGGAUGAUGCCGCUGCCUGGACGUUCUGCUUCGCCUGAGUUUGAUGUUAUUAGGUGGAGUCCAGCCGACACUGCAGAGUCUUCUCGGCAGCGCACCUUCGAAAUUGCACAGUCCCCUUCAACUCUGGAAAAUGCUGGGCAGAAAUCGGAACGAAUUGAUUGCAGUUUUCUCUGUGCAGAACCGGGUGGGGGCCGGGCACCCACAUCGGGGAGCGUGCCACGGGCUUACAAGCCAUCCCUCGCUGAGAACCGGGACACUGAUGAGAUGGAAGUGGAGCCAUCUCCGUGUCGGGUAGAAGACAUUCUGGAGACAGAUGCCAGUGACUCCAGUGGAGGAGAAGUGCUUCAAGUUGGCCUGUCUGAUAACACUCAAGAGCUUCCAGACUCCUUCCACCCAGAACAUGGAGACAAGGUUGUUCCUGAGCUGCGGGUCCCAGGAGCUGAGCACUCGGCGCUCAGCAGCAGCGGAGGCUCGGCCGACAGCGAGGAAGCAAUGGAGAUGGAUGAUAUUAAGGAAACAACUAAAUCUGAACUGUCUGAGGCUUCAGCAUCUGGUACUCCAGUGCAGGUUACAGAGGUGACAAACGAAGCUAGGAGCCACGUGCUACCAGUUAGCGAUCACGAGAAUUUAAUGGGAAAGGAAGGGUCAAUGGAAGAACAGGAAGAGCCCCUUCUGGAGCAGCCCAGACUCGAUAGUGAAGUGCAUGGAAGCCCGUGUUCAACAGCAGCUCUUGUGGAGUUGGGAACUUUGGAGAAAAAGGAGUGUCUGUAUGUAAGGAGCUCCUCGGAGCUGGCUCUCGUUGAAACAGAAGGCGGUGAAAGUAUUGCAGUCAGCGAAGUCCUGGAAGACGUUGCUUUGGGUGAAGAUCCAGGUCACAGUUUGCCAGUGAAUGACCUUGUAGAUGCUGAUGGCGCAGCCUGUGUGGAGGAGCUGGGUUUGCUUUCUGGCUUGGAUGGCAGUGAAAACGCCACUCAGGAAGCCAGCGUCCCGUUUGUACCCGGCACAGAACUUUCCCAUGAUGAUCUGCGUCCCGAGAUGCAGAGCGAGCCCUGCAAAGCCACACUGACUUCUAUCUUAAAAGAAAGCAGCCUUGUGCCCAACGAGAGAGAGGCAGAAAUGCAAGAAAAUGGUAAUAAUGUCAUAGAGAGCGAUAGUGAUGGCCCGCUAGCUGACACAGAAUUAAGCUUGGAAACAUUAAAGAACAUCUCACAUCUGGAAACUCAGAAGCCUGCAACUGCUUUAGAUGUUCAAGAGCCAGCUGAAUCUAUCACUGAUAAAAUCGCAACCACAUCAGACAGAGAAGGGGAAGAAAUACGCAGAGACUGUGCUUUGGAGGUGAAGUUGCAAAACGCUGUAGAUAGCAGCCCCGUGCUUUUGGAUACUGGAAUAAUUAACCCGGAGGAUCAGAACUCUUUUCAUGCUCCUAAAGCCGUGAUGCCGGACGCAGCAAAAGUAAUAGUGCUGUGUUUGGAGGGCCAUCGGCUUCCUGUUAGAGUCCCAGUUGAUGACAACGAGCUUCACCAUGGUGCUGCCUUGUUCCAGAGCCGUGGUCUUGAACGAGAUGUCCCCGGCGCGGGCAGGACAGGGGCUGUGCAGAGCCUGGACAUGGCUCAUUCAGGCGAGGAAGAAUCAUCGGCAGAUCCUCUCGUGGUAACAGGCACGCUUGUGACUAAGAUAGCACAAAGCACUGCGGUUUCCACAGCUGCAGAGAACCCACCUGGCUUGGGCUGGCAUGCACGCACGCCUUCCAGAGACCAGCUUGUAUCUGCAGAGAUGUCUUGUCAGGAGUGUCCUAGUGAAGAUGAAGAAGAGUGUGAAGCUCUUGGAUCUGUCAGGAGUUCCACUGAUGAAACAGCGAGCCGGGAAGUCGACACCGAGCCCUUGACCCGCAGUGAAACACAGCCUGCGGCCGAAGCGGAUUCUCGCCAAACAAAUACUUCUGCUUCUGUUGGUUUCAAUGCCGCAGCACGUGUCGAGUCUGGAGGUUUUCAGUUAGACCCUCCAUAUAGACCUGCAGCGCGGCGUACGAGUGAGGUGACAAAGCAGCUUAGCAGCGACGUGGGUUUCAGUAAAACCAGUGUGUUUCAAGUAAGUGCUGCUCUAGAACGUGAUGAACCGUCGCCCACCUGUGCCAGCGACACGUCCCUAGAGAUGGAGAGCUGUGAUGGGCCCGGAGAUGAAGACUGCCGCAGAUCAAGGAGAGAGUCCUUAGAUGUAGAGACCAGGUUAUCUUCUGUUACAGACUGGGUAGAAAUAUCAUACGCAGAAGUGGGAACUCAGACAACGCUGAGACAGGAGAGGGAAGUGGAUUUAUUGGCGACACAGUCUUCUGAAGAUGAGCACAGGAGUGGGAAGGCAGACCCUGGUGUCGACGAGGAAGAGGAAGUCUCCAGGUCCCUGGAUACGAAUGUGUGCCCCCAGUCACUUCCAGCGGCGCAUGAAGGAACUAUACAGAAUGAUUCAAGUGAAAAUCCCUGGGGAGGAUCUUCCCCACAGCCAGAGCUGGGUUUUGCAGUGUCUCCGGAACGAGCUCAGCAAAAUUUCUCUCCGGAUCCCUGCACAAAAGAGACGGCAUUUGCAGAUUCAAGUUCCCCCGUUAAAGGGAAAAGUGCAGAAGGGAAACUGGAAGAAGCCAUGAGUCCAGAGGCCCCCAUGGAUUUAAGCGCAGGCCUUCCUGAAGACUGUCAAGUGCAAGGUGACAACUGCACCGUGGAGGAGAAGAGGUGGCAGAGGAAAGGCCAGAUCCACCUCUUCCCCGUAGAAAAAGAAUUGGGAGAAAAUGCAGACAUCAGCAGAUCUUUUCCAGCGGUUGAAAUCCCUGUAAGCCAUGCUGUGGACUCCAUGCAUGAUGAUGAUGAUGGUGGGAUGAGCGAGGGUGAGGGGCAGGAAUUGAAAAAUCCCUGCAGACUGACACAAGGUACAGUAUCGGGGGGCAUGCAUCUGGAUCACGCGCUCAGCACCGAGAGUCCGUUUCCUGAAGAGACAGAGGAAGAUGGUGUUGAAAGCAAGGAGAGCACAAGAGUGUCCGUAGAGAGGCAGGAUGCAGGCACAGCCACGAAAGACAGCAUCGCUGAGCAGCAGACAAAUAUAGAAAACCAAGGCUUAGAUCACGAGAGAGAGAUGACGGGAAGCUCACGUGAUGGCCAAAUGAAUCUGAGUCAUGACGAUGACAUAGAUGUGCCUGUAGACGGGCUGGAAGGGGAAAGCGCUUGUUACCUGCCCCAAGUGGAGGGAGGAAAAGCAGAUGGCCUUUCUUCACCAGACCUAUCCGAACACGCUCUUCCAGCAGCAGAAAGAAGUCCUGACUUCAGCGAUUGUUCCUCUUUCCGUGUGACUAAAGGGGCCGUAGGGAACAGUCUGAAACCUGUUCGUGAUGGCACCCUGUCUCAGCAGGACACCAAGAAUACAGAUGGUGAUGUAGAGCUGAACAGCGAAAAUAGAGUUGAGGCAUCCAGCCGUAAAUGCAGUGCAACACCUGAAACAGCAGAAGAGGACAAAGGGGAACCCAGGCCCACCCAGGCCCAUUUCACUGGACCUGUUCUAGGAGAACCAAAUAAUUACCCAAAAGAUAAUGGGAACUUGUGUGUAGGCCGCCUCCACUUGGAUCUCCAGCAGCAGUGUACUGGUCAUGGCCAGCACGAGCCUGGUUCUGGUGCGAUUCAGUCUCAGCAGCUGGAAGGAGACGCGGAUUCAAAGCCCAGAGACGGUCCUGUAAAGCCACCUCUCUCUCCAGAAGACCUCGCAGCGGAGAAGUUACACGAAGGAAACAUGACUGCUGAGAGCUGGACAGCACGAGGGCUGGAAAGAGGUAACGAUAGCACUGUGUGCCGAGAGGUCGAUGAAACGGAGCGGCAAGCUCCCGAAUCAGGUGCACAGCCCCGCAGCGUGGAUGAAAACGAUUGCGCACGCGGGGCGCAGCAUCUUGCAUUUGAAGAGCUGGAACCUGCCAAAGGAAAUACAGCUGAAAACAUUGCACAGGAAACGGAGACUGACCUUGAGGAAGUGCCGGAGUCAUUCCACGCGGAGGAGUGUAGCUUGCACUUCUCUGACCCUGAAAAGGAAGAAAAGGAGAGCGUGAGGAUGAUGGAGGCAGCUGAGCUGCAGGGGGAUGGAGGCAGCAUCCCACAGGACAGGAAUACUGUUGUUUCUGAGCCAGCAAGUGUUUCUAAUGCCAUUAUUUCACAUCCUGACCUGCACUGCAAACCAACUAAAACCCACUGUGACAAAAGCACUGGAAUCGAAUCGAAUCUACGUACCGAGAUGUCAGCAGAGCAGGGUUUGGAACGAAAAGACAGUUCUCGUUGUGAUGCUGCACGUGGUCUAAAGGAAGCCAGACCUGUUGCACCCGACCAUCUGAGCAUGUGUUUAGCGACCGGUGAAGACUUCACCCACUUAAUAAAACACCCAGGAGACAAAGAGACCCAGACAGCUGCAGAACAUGCUCUUGUCCCUCUAUGCCCUGCUUCUGAUCCCUGCAUCCCAGGAAGGCAGACGGAGCUGGAAGCCGUGGAGAGUCCUGUAGAUGUUGGCUUGGAUAAGCAAGGUGCGGGCUGUUCAGAUGAACUUGCAGGAAAUGCUGAUUCUAGUGUUAUCCAAACUGGAACGAGUCUAGAUGAGGUUCAGCGGGAUAAAGAUCAAAUCCUCGGUGGUUUCACUGAAGAACCAGGCACCGGAGCUCUAGCUGCACCUCUCAGCUCCUUAAAAACUGUUAAAGCUUCUCCAGCAAGUGGAUCACUGGCCAGUCUCCCUCCAGAAGAAGAUGGGCGUCCCCAGGAAACAGGACGAAACAAGCAGGUGUUUCAGCACCAGCAAAGCCAAGACUCGGAGCCCCUGAAGCCCCGCGCAGAGGUAGACCAGCCUGCAGGCACGGGUGGAGGCGUGAGCACUUCAGAGCCCGGCUUUACCAGCAGAUCAGACUCUCACGACGCGACAAACGACGGUUCUCAGAGUCAAGCGUCGAGCAGCGAGAGCUCUGCCAGAGCCUUAAAAAGACCCAUUCAUAGAAACGGAAGCUUUGGACCCCUGGGUUGUGGGGGUGACCCAAGGUCUCAGGAGACACGCCGCCCUUGGGGAUCUGUUUUAGUCCCUGAGCGUGACCUGCCCAGUCCUGAUGUCACCUUGCUUUCUAUUCCCUGUGAUUUCAAGGACCGGCGUAGCUGGCGUGCUGGCAAUGGCAUUAGGCAGCCCGUUAAGGAAUACACUCAUCAGUCAGCUCAGCAACAUGAUGGAGUUGAGAGAGAAGACAUUAAAAACACUAUUGCCCAAUUAGUGAGGGCAGUUUUUAGCAAAACAAGCAGCUCUAAUACCCCAGUGGACAUGGAGGCAUUUGUGCCACUCACUGACGGAGGUGUGACAAAAAGCAAAGACGGCGAAUCCACCAGUGACAGUGGUCUAAGUAAUGGCCAAAGCAGUCUGCCUUCAGGGUCAAGCCUGGACAGUGAAUGGCCACCUGCAUUUGCGUCCGAGUCCCAGAGAUCCACUCCCGAUGCUCUGUUCGAGUUCACCGAGCGUGCUGCGAGCCCUGCCGAUUCCUGCACGGACACGCUAGAAGAAGACUUAGCACACGAAACUCCUGAAAGCCCGCGCGCCGAUUCUGUCUCGGAAGAGGAAGAGUUUCAGUCCCGGUUGUGUCUAGAACUGGGUCAUGGAGAUCUUCCUGAUGGUUCUCUCCCAAAGUCGCCUGUUGCGGAGAGCCCCCAAGUCAGACCCUCAGACUUCAUAUUCUCUGACAUAUCGAACAGUUCUGUGGGCAGUCUUCAUUUGCAAGCCGACCCAGAUCUGAGCAGUAGCAGCGCUAGUGCGAGACGUGGCGAUGGGCCCCACGAAGGGAUGUGCAGCAAUGGUCGCAACGCGGCUGAGGCCGAGGCGCGGACAGAUGUGGCAUGUAGCUCGGCAGAAGACGCGGCCGGGGCUUGGAGUGAAGACGCCCUUCCCGUUUCAGAGCUUGCUCCAGCGUCGAGACAGAGCAGUUGGUGCAUUAGUCCCUCCAGCUCUGAUGACUCUGCUGAAAGCAUCGGGGACCAAAAAGACCUGCCGGCACGGCUUCAAUCUGAGGCUACAUUUAAUAACGCAGGAGACUUUUCAGCUCCUGGCUCAGGUGUGAAUUCGGAUGCUGGGGAUAAAUCCAGUUUGCAGCAGAUAAUCUCAAAGGAAGAAACCGACACCAAAGAAAAGGAAGGCCCCGAAUCUGACGGUUGCCGUGUGCCUCGUGGUGAAAUCUUCCUUCAGACAGAGCCCGGGUGUUCUCCCUGCCAAGAAUUAGCUCCUGAAGCCCCGGUGAGCCAGAGUGCAGACCCCCCGGGACGAGAACGAGUUGGAUCCAGUGUAGGAGCAGAGGGUAAUUCCCAGAAUCAGUUAAAAAGAAAGCGGGACCCCGAGGAGCAUGGCAGUAAGAGUGGCAGAAGCAGGCUUUCCCCUCCCUCCAAACUGCAUCCCCUUGAUUUUGCCAGUAGCUCAGAGUCAGAAAAUGGCGAGGUUGCAAGUCACAGAGGAACUGUCGUGUGCGACUCUGGACCCUGCAGCUCUUCUCAAGCAAACCUUUCUGCCAAGGCCACCCAAACCCCAUCCAGACCUGCAGCCAGGACCUCCGUCUUGCUAAAGAGCUCAUAUUUGCCUCUCCCUACUUCUCCAGUCCACGUACAGAGUCCUCAGAAGGCCAGAGACUGUGCUGUGAGCGUGUAUGUCCAGACAUCUUAUUCUAGCAGACAAGAGGACUCCUUCUACUCUAAACUGCCUUGUCGUGAGACAGCUGAUUCUGUGAUGGAGGCUAACAGAGGGGAUGGAAGAGGCGAUGGAGAGGAGGACUUCAAUGAAGACGACCAGUUUGGAGAUGCUAGUGGAAGGCAGCAGAAAGGGGAAGGGCAAGCUAACCUCUGUGAUGACAUGGAAGGAAGAGUUGUUCCCGAGCCUUGUAUCCCGGUGGGAACGAGAGGCCCCAGCAACCCGCAGGUGGCUGAGCUUAGCAGUCCGAGACCCUCAGAAUGGGAGGAAGUCGAAUUCUCUUGGUCAGCUUCGAACAGUCCAGCUUGCGUACCUGCAGCCGCCCCUGGCUUCAACGAGGAAAAGCCGCAGUGCUCCUUACAAUCGGAGACUUGUAGGGGUGCUUCUUAUCUCAGCUGGGGUGUCAAGGAGCAUCCUUUAGUCCUUUCUCCAGAAAUCCCAGCUUUGCACAACCAUGGCACUAGGGAGACCACCGCAAGCUCCCUGCCAGCUGCUUCGUUUCAAGCAAACGCUGCUUCAGAUCUUAGGGAGGUGUCAGCGGGAGACCAGCUCUUCCUUCCUUACAAGCUCGAGGCGCUGGAGGUCAGCCAGCCGACUUCAGAAUGUGUGCGCUGCUCCGAUGAGGAGGCUUCCUCUUGUUCCAGAGACGUUGAUGAAGACAUGCAAGAGUUCCCGGACAGUCCCACAGUGUGUUCAAAUGCUCACGACCUUUCCUCUGAGACUAAAAAUCUGGAUGAUGUCUCCAAGGCUGAGAACUCUACCUUAAAAGCAAGUGUAAGCGAUGCAAGCUGGAUGGAGAGGGAAGUCCAAAAAGACUGGGCUUCCUCGGCAGGGGACAUUGAGAUCCAGCUGCAGCAGUGUGAGGCCGUGCUGGAUGAAAUUUCCCAGGUCCUAGGUGUUGUUGAGGGCAUUGAUGCAGAGCACAUGGAGAAAUGGAGAGAACAGAUUGAAAAGCUGCGGAAAGACACGAAAAUGCCAAAGACCUACAUUGCAGUGGUGGGGAACACGGGGGCUGGGAAAAGCAGCCUGCUAAAUGCUUUGCUGGACGAGGAAGCCGUGCUGCCGACAUCUGCCAUGCGAGCCUGCACGGCUGUGGUGGUGGAAAUCGCCAGGACCUCUGGGAAAAGUCCGUACGAAGCAGAUGUGGAAUUUCUGUCUAAAGAGGAGUGGGACAGCGAGCUGAAGGCCCUGCUGGAAGAUAUGAAAGACAAAUCUGGUAACCUGAAGAAGCGUUGCCCAGAUCGCAAGACAGAAGCGGGCGCUGCCUACAGUCGUGUGAAGGCCGUCUACGGGAUGGUAGCAGAACUGCCGCGGCUGAAGGAGAUGCAGGAGGUGACCCAGCAUCUCGGGACGGUGAAACACAUCUCUGCAGAAAAGGCCACAGAUUUUCGCACAAAAAUAGAGAAGUUCAUUGACUCUCGGACAGACAGUCUGCGUGACAUGAAAGGCGGUGAAUUCUGGCCAAUUGUGAAAUGUGUCAGGAUCCGCGUUCCCGACACCGAUGUGCUGAAGACGGGGGCCGUGCUGGUGGACUUGCCGGGCGUGCGGGAUUCCAAUGCAGCCAGAGACAGUGCAGCCAAAGAGUAUUUAAAGAAUUGCAAUGCAGUCUGGGUAGUAGCCAACAUCAACAGAGCUGUGGAUGACAAGACUGCCAAAGACAUGCUGAGCGCCAGCCUGCGGAGACAGCUGCUCAUGGAUGGCCAGUUCGGGAGUUUAGCAUUCAUCUGUACGAAGACUGACAGCUGUAACGUCCCGGAAAUAAUCAGGGACCUAGAUUUAAGGGACGAAACGCAGCCUAUCGAAGAGGCGGUAGGACAGCUGGAAGAGCAGCGAAUGCAAGUGGAAAUGGAGAAGGAAACCUUGUAUGCUCAACUCCAGCAAGAGCAAAGGCAGGGACGUGAUGCAGAAACUCGGACCCAGACAGAAAACGACCUGAGGAAGCAGCUCCUGGAGAGGGAGUUCAGAGUCAGUGCCUUGCAGAGGGAGAAAGAGGCGAAGCUUCGUGCCAUUAGUCUGAUCUGCGUCCAGGCGCGAAAUAAGUUUUCCAAGCAGCAGAUAUGUAUGGAUUUCAACAGCGGCCUUCAGAAAAUGAGAAGGAAAGCAGUGUGCGAGGAGGAUGAGGAUGAAGAGGAGAUGGAGGACGAGGAGUUCAGCACCGUAGAUGCAAGGGACCCCAGAGAAGCUGGAUCCAGGCAGCGUCAGCUUCAGGUUUUCACAGUCAGUUCCACGGAGUAUCUGAAGCUGCACGGGAAACUGCUCCGAGACGGGCAGCCCCAAGUCUUCCACGAUGACGAGGACACGGAAAUCCCAGCCCUGAAGAGCUUUGCCAUUCACACCGCCCUGCAACACAGCAUGGUGGCAACGGAGAAGUUAAUCCGGAGCCUGUCUCGUGUCAUAAGUCAAGUGGUUAAUUACCUGACCAACCAGAGAGCGGAGGACAAUUCUCACCGGGCGCAGGUGCAAGAGAUCGUGCAGGAGUGCUUGUCCCAAGUGCCCGAGCUCCUUCAGAAAGUAGUGGAAGACAGCGUCCAGGACAUCGAGCGCGACUUCUCUCUCAUCCUCUCCAGCCUAAAGAAGGGAACAAGAGAGGCAGAGGAGUGGUGUGAAGACACUGUUAGACACUGGGGGUUGCCUAGAAUUGGCUACCCAUAUGCCACGUACCGGGCCGCGUGCGUUCGUCAAGGUGUCUAUGGCUCUGUUGCCUGUGGGUUUAUUGAUUUCAAUGAGCUGCUGGCAGAGCCGAUGUACAGUGCAAUCUCCACGUCCUGGAGCGAUGUCUUCAGCGUUAGACUGGGGGAGAGCAUCAAGCAGUUCAGCAGAGCCAUGUUGGAUAGGCUGAAAUACUUCUUCAGGGAUCUCAAGAACAAACUCCAGGAGAAAGGCAGAGCCACGGAGCCAGUGAACGCCAUUCAGAGGCAGCAAAGGGAGGCUGCCCAGGCCUGGCUGCACAACUUCAUCCUGGAUCAGGUGGACUACAUCAGCAAGAGGCAGCGGAGCAUCUCCCGUGUCCUGAUACCAGAAGUCCAGGCUGGCAUGAGACCCGUAUAUGCAGCUUGCAGGAAAGUGGCUGGUCCUGGCGCCUUCCAGGUGAUGAAAGCUCAGAUGCAGCAGCACGUCCACCAGCAGAAGGAGACCUUGUUCCGAGGCGCUGCCAAGAAGUUAGAGCACCAGCUUCUCCUGCUGCAGGAAUACAUCCGUGCUUCCUUUGAGUGCUCGGUUCAGGAGCUGAACAAGUCCCUGGCUAUGCAGUUUGAGCCGAUGCUGAAGCCUGUCCAGAAAAAUGACGGGAUUAUUCCAGAUCUAGUGAACAUCUGUGCCGAAGUCAAGAAGAUCUGCAAGAUGUCCUCUGUGGAUUACGUUCUUCCCAACCCCUGCCAGAUGGAGACUUGUCUCGUGUCUGCCUCCCCUGGGAAGGAUCUGCCAGCACGGAGGCAGCAGCAGGAAGACACAGAUCCUCCCACCUUCUUGGGGGAAUGCAAGCUCAUCCGUAUUGGGACGUGGUCAUCGUCUUACCCUGCUCCCAUUCAGAUAUCUGCACAAGAAGUCACUGUGGCUCUACCAGAGAGCACACCCCUGGCUCUGCCGUUCAGCAGCGUGUACCUGUGCGAAUGUAGCUUCUAUCUCUAUUCCUUGAUCCUUCACCUCUCGCGAGAGUGCGCCAGCAACCUCUGCUCCAGAUGGGGAGGCCGGACAUCCAACCCAAACCCAGGGAACCAGGAGACACUCGUCAUAGUCAUACUGGACAAGCCGCAGGACCCGCUGUCGUUCCGACGGCUGAUGAACCGCAUCUCUGCGCAGCACGCUGGCACAUCUUGGUUCCAGGAACUGAGUCUAAAGGAGGGCCGAGAGCGACUGGAAUCGCUGGGAGUGUACUGCACCGUCAGGGAAUUACAAUACGAGGAGGAGGAGGAGGAUGAAGAAAUUACUGGGUUCCCAGAUUCCAGUCUGCCAUCAGACCAGCCUGCCGCCAUCACCCUUGCACACCAGCCCGGGCUCGCUGAGCUGAGCUUGUUCCCCUACGGCAGGAAGAGAGCAGGAGGGGAUAUGCAGUCACAGCCAGAGAGGAAGCAUAGAGUCGCCGUCACAGAGCAAAGCCCGGAAGCAGAGCUUGCCGGCUACCGUCAGCUGAGCCAGCAUAUUCCUGGCAGACUGAUGACCUCAGCCACAAGUGCCACGACAAGCUGUCCACCCAGCACAAGCAGCGAGUAUGGGCCUGAAUACUACAAGGGGAGCAUGGCCUUCUCCCGAGGGGCGUCCACCUCUGAGCUACCGUACAGCUCUAACGCCGGGCCCCGCAGCGAGUCUUCUCUCAGCCCAGCAGCCACGUUCUCCACCGGGGACAUCUCCAGCUCCUUCCAGCCCCCGGUACCUGUGAAGCGUGAAAGAGAGCCCUUCCCCGUCCCCGGUUCAGCAGGGGUCCACGUCCCAGCCGGAAGGGGCGUUUGGGGGAAGUGGCUGGAUCCCAACGCUCCCGAAGACAACAGCAGUGCAGUGGACACAAAGGAGACCGGUAGAAACGCGCCCACUGCAUGGAGCACAGACUAGUCCUCAUAUUACAAAGCCGGCUUUCUGAGCUGAUGACUUUGCACUGAGCACAGUGCCUUUGUACAUGCGAGCCCAGCUCCUUCAGCUGCGCUGAUGGGCUGGAGAAGUGAUACCGGAGCAGGUUACGUGACAUCGUCUUGGACUGGUAAUUGAAUAGCGUUCACGGGGUGAAUGCCGGGCACUGUGCAGCAGCCUGCUUCAUCAGUGCCUUAUUCAGAGUGGAGCGGUCUGCACACUGGGGCAAACAGCACAGCGCUUGGCGCUGAAGUAUCCACUUAGCAAGUGAUUGGAAGUUUAUUGCCACUGAGAGAAAUUACCCAAGCCCGCUGCACACGGGGGUGAUGUGUAUGUGGGACUCCUCCGUCCUGAGGCCUCUGAAUCGAGGAUACAGUCGCCACCCCUCUGCCAUCCAAAGCCGUGCUGCAAAGCAAGGGUUUGGAGUAAGAGGCAAACAAGGCUUCCCCUAAAGGCAUGCAGUCAAAUGCCAGGGAGUCUCUGCAGCCCGGGUGGUACUCCAGCCCGUUUUGGUGGAGGGAAACAUGUUGUGGGGUUCGACUGUGGCUUAAGGCCCUCCAGUCCCCAAAACCAACUGAAACCAAGGGGUGGAAACAGCUUGUCCUGGCUCCUCCUUGGGCCUUUUGGACACAGAUGCCAGGUGCUCAACAUAUAGCAGGGGUGGGAAGGCAGUGAAAACCUUCCAGCUUGGUAGCUAGUGCCACUGAGUUCUGGUUAUACAGGGGUCAUGUUGUUCAUACUUCGUUACUGAUAAAUACACCUCUCGCCUCCGGUCUCCUGGUGAGGUGUAACCAGGAGAUCUGGCUAGGGAGAGCCUGGCCUCUUCGGCGAGAUGGUAAACCCAUCGAGUCUUGUCUCCCACAAGCAGUUUAUUUCUGGGAUUGUGCUUUUCUGUAUCACGCUGCCCAAAAAUGCUAUAUAGGCAGAGAGGCCACGGACUUCAGUGGAGAGAUUCCCAUUGGCUUAUGUGCUCCCUGGAGUGGAUCCCAAGUGAUCAAGCCUGUGGUGAAGACAGAAUCUGCUGUGCAGUUGGGCCUUUGUGGGUCAGGCGUUUGGUUUUGCUGUCUCAAAGCAUCCCUGGCUGCAUUUAGCUUGACGAUGGAGUGAGUCCGUGCCAGGCUGGCCGUGACACAGCCUUCUUCCCCACGCCCAGGUCACAGCUGUUUGGUCUCUAACACCAACGCUGCCUCGCUGCAGGACUAGCCACACAGCCUGCUGCUAAGCGUGCAAGGGCGGCAAAGGUGUCGCAACGUGGGACUCGUGGCUUUUGCUGUAUGCAGGGCUUUGGGGAUGGGGCCGGUAGAUGGCGAGGGGUCUUUCCUUGCAGCAAUGUCAUGCGUUUCCUGCUGUUCCUCGGACGGUGCACCUUGUCUACGCUGCCUUUAGUUUAGCAAAAUAAAACCAUUUAUUCUUCUAAAAAACAA
This is a messenger RNA of Alligator mississippiensis (American alligator), 14081 nucleotides long. RefSeq lists its product as uncharacterized. NCBI's taxonomy places the organism in Eukaryota, Metazoa, Chordata, Crocodylia, Alligatoridae. The record is from RefSeq and is a predicted model, not a curated record. Gene Ontology annotation, molecular function: protein binding. The transcript has 32 exons. Bases 568 to 12642 code for a protein of 4024 amino acids.